GUCAAUGCGCUUAGAGGUGCUAGCCGCAGUGGACUCUUCGAUAGUCGGUCGAGCUGCACGGUGCGAGUGUGUGUGCGUCAGAGAGAGAGAGACAGAGAGAGGGAGAGAGACAGAGACGGAGACAAGUGCUGUGAUGUGUCGACAGAGUUAGCCAGCUCCUUCUGCUGCACAGCGUGUGGACGUGAGACGAGGGUGGUGUUCCUCUCGCCCCGCCCACCUUUCUCCGCCUAGCCCAGCCCCGCCCCGCCCCGCCAUGACGCGGGGGGUUGCAGAGGGGUGAGCGGGUCGCCGGACUGCCGCGGGAGACGCUUGCAGAGUCCAGCAGAGGACAACAAGUGGUGAACGGCGCACGGCCGCCGGGCCAGCAAGACUCCACGCCAUGAGCAAGAACGAGGAGGGAAUGACCAGCGGCAGCAGCAAGAGGAUGCUGAGGAUGCACCGGUCGCUAUUGGUCGUCGCCGCCGUCCUCGUGCUCGGAGCGGCGCCCUCCGAGCAGGCGUCCUGGGAGCCCUGGGCGCCGCACGACGCCGACCUCGAGGACCUCGGGAGCCUCAUGCCGGCAGAGAUGUUGACGGCGGCCUCGUCGUCUUCCGGGAAGGUGUCGGUGCUGCCGAGCAAGGCGCCGCUGGGCUGGUCGUGGAACGACCUGAGCACGUCGCUGCAGCGCUGCGAGGCCUCGCGCGGCACCGAGUCCGCCUUCAUGCGCCUCAUGGAGUCCGUCCUCGGCCAGACGGACCACCUGCAGGACCCCCUGCGGCAGCACGCCAAAUCGAUUCUUGAUUGUUUUAAGGAUAUGCGUGGGCACUGA
This is a messenger RNA of Frankliniella occidentalis (western flower thrips), 808 nucleotides long. RefSeq lists its product as uncharacterized. Bases 380 to 808 code for a protein of 142 amino acids. The record is from RefSeq and is a predicted model, not a curated record. The transcript is spliced from 3 exons. NCBI's taxonomy places the organism in Eukaryota, Metazoa, Arthropoda, Insecta, Thysanoptera, Thripidae.